This is a messenger RNA of Pangasianodon hypophthalmus (striped catfish), 3698 nucleotides long. It is a transcript of the gene bsnd, whose product is annotated as barttin CLCNK type accessory subunit beta. NCBI's taxonomy places the organism in Eukaryota, Metazoa, Chordata, Actinopteri, Siluriformes, Pangasiidae. Gene Ontology annotation, cellular component: basolateral plasma membrane. The transcript has 3 exons. Gene Ontology annotation, biological process: chloride transport. The record is from RefSeq and is a predicted model, not a curated record. The coding region runs from base 853 to 1377 and encodes 174 amino acids. Gene Ontology annotation, molecular function: chloride channel regulator activity.
UGAGAUUUGAUGAUGUUGGUGUAUAGCAAUAAGAUUGCAAGCACUGAUUUUGAGCUGAGUGGCCUGAUAUUAAACUAGGAUGUAAUUUGACAACAGAUAUUUAACCAGGCCAAACCAGAUUGCAGCAAAACAACCAAAUUAACUGUGAAUGACGCAAAUUAUAUGCUUAAACCAUGUCUUAACCUGCAAUGGGUACUAAUUGUUGCAUAACUCACUUGUUUUAGUUUCACUUAACAUUAUACAGUAUUAUGUAGUAUAAUGCUGUCAUUUCACGGUAUGAUGAAUAUUGCCAAAAUAUGUGAAAAUGUAGUUUUCAGGUGUUUUUGUCUCACCCAUUCCUAAAAACAAAAGUUUUUUCCCCCCCUAUAUGCAGUAUACUAGCAUUCCCAGUGUAUACUAGACACUAAUGAAAAUGUACAGUAACUACACAGUGUACAUUGUAGGCCAGUUUAAAUUGGUACUGCUGAAAUGCAUUUGACACUUAUGUACUAUUAUUUGAACUACUGGCUAUUAGUACUUUGGUGUGUAUUAUUGACAGAUGCUGAUAGUUACUUUGUGUUUAUCAGUCUAUAUAAGUCCAACCUCUCAAAAACUGCCACAGUAAACCUCUGUGCUAUUCACUUUUGCAGAAUUGCUUAGGCAUAGUACAGGUGCAGCCUGGGGGAAGGUCACCUGGUCAAGGUCCAUUAGCACUGCAAUGAUCCUGGCAGCUGUGCUCUCCUCUCGACCUGCAAACCACCAAUCACAUGUGGUCUGCAUACAUGGUCUCAGUUUAACCUCACUGCAGCUAAAGUCACUGGACUUCUAUUCUUCAGACUUUUCUUUUUCUUUUUUUUUUUUUUUAAAGUCUACAUGGCAGAGAACAAGCCUUACCGUUACGGGCUCAUCGUCCUGGGUCUGGUGCUGGUGGCACUGGGAGUCUUCUUGGUGGCUGUGGAGGAGCCUCAGGUGUUUGUCACUUUCUGUACAAUGGGGGCACUGAUGGUGAGCAUUGGGACAGUUUGGAGCAUGUGCCAGUGCUACCCAAGGGUAACAUUCAUCCUGCCAGAACAGGAAGUGUUAGGAAGCAGUGAGAAACAGGAGCUGUGUGCUGAAGUCAAGGUCCUACAGGUCAGUGACAGUUCGGAUGAACCCAUCAGCGCUCCUCUGGCUGUUUUCAGUCAGUCAGAAGAUGUUGAAAAGGAUGAAAUCCUCUCACUAGCUGAGAGAGAAGAAUCUCCUGAGAUCACUGGCAUCCCCCAGAGCUCUCCCAGCAUGCACCAGGCCUGCUCAAGCACCUCUCUUCCAGACAACAGGGCUGCACAACCUGAUACUGAUCUCUACUACGGGGAGGUGGAUGAUCCCAGCUACUUAAAAACAGAGCUGGACAGUGAAUAAAAGUCUGAAAUGCUUUUUAACUCAGGGGUCAUAAAUGCAGAAUGAGUAGUGCACUGGUUGCUAUUACAUCCUGGUUAUGAGACAUAUCCUGGUUAAGUGCCCCCAUCUGCCCACCCCGACACACACAGACGCACACACACACACACACACACACACACCACUGACUGUGAUUCACAUUUCCAUGGAGACACGAGUACAUGGAAUGGGGAUAAAUAGGAGGAUGGAGUGAGAGAGAGGCAGUAAAUAUUUAAAGUUUAAAUUCAGGUUAUGAAUAUGGCUUUGUAUCACAGUCAGCAGCUGUCAAUAUGUUUUCUUCAGUCAAGCGUCAAGACAACAAGAAGAGCAAUAUGACGAAUAAAAGGGUUAAACAAGAAGUGUGCAGGGCUAGUAACUGACAUGAAUAGUUGUUAUGAGGCAGGUGCACUUGGAUUAAUAUUCAGGUUCAGCUGUGUUUAUAACAUCUGCCAUCAAACAUGCAGGACAACCCUGGACACAAGUACUGCAGCACCACUGUGAAAAUAACCAGACAUAGUCAUUACUUUAUAAGGGAAACACACAUGCACACAGGGUUUAGUUUGAGUCACAAUCAGUGACUGAUUAGGGUGCAUAUCAACCCAUUCUGUUGUCAGUAUCGUAGAACUCCACUCACUCAGACACAGUUUAGCAUAAUUUUGUCAUUUUCUUCAACAUUGUACUAUUUUAUUAUCUGUUUCAUCUGGCCUACAUUCCAAGUUGUAAUGCAAAGUGGUAUACAAUAAUUUCAAUAAAUUUCCAAUGAUUUUCAUCUCAGAUUUGUUUUCUGAACUCAAAACCCAGUUUAACAUAACACUAUGCAAUCAUUAUUACAGAACUGCAGAAGGCAGCAUCUGACUGUAUUUAACAGGAGAAUUUCUGCAGGAUAGACAGAAGCUGGGAUUAACUUUCACUCAGACGAAUAAGAGCCAUUUUUGGAAAUACGGGAAAAUAGCCUUCAGCUAUAUGACCUCCUAGAACCCUGUAAUAUUUCUAGAUGCAUUUACAUGUAUUCAUUUCACAGAUGCUUUUAUCCAAAUCAACUUACAAGUCAGAAUACAGUCCAAGCCGAAAUCUGCAGCUAACUGUGAUACAAGUGCUGCACAACUAAGUUUCCACCGAUUGACCAGAAAAAAAGUGCAGACACUUCUCAAGUAUGUGAGCGUGGAAAGAGUGUAGCCAUCACACACACACACACACACACACACACACACACACACACACGAAAUAAGUUAAAUUGUACAAAGUAGACCACUUCAUUCUUCAAGCUUUUCAAAUAAGUACACUAUUGCACUAAAUUGAGUAGCUGCACAUUUUUACUUUUAAUGCUUUUAAAGUUUAUACCUCUGACUCCCUUAUAGAAAAGUCACACAAACUUCACAUGUGAACUUUUCACAUAUGGUGCAUGUGUUUUUAUAUUUCCACGUGUUAUUUUCUCCCAUGAUUUAUUUAUUUUUGCAUGUUAAUUUUUCACAUGUAAGGCAUGUGGUUACAUUCUUUUCACAUGAUUAAAUAUUAUCCAUAUGAGGUUCCACGUGUGUACUUGAAUUCAUAUGUGCAAUUUCAGGGCAUAACAUCGUGAUAUGCACCAUCACAUGUUUUGUUUUGGUUCACAUAUUUUGGAAGACAUAAGAUCACAUGUGGAAUGUACACUGAGACCACACUGAAAAUCUGGAAAAAAAAAUUUUGUUUCAUUUAAAAUGGGAAAUAAACAGAAGAUUUUAGAAUUUUGAAAUAUUUUAAAACAAACAAAGUAAAUGUUCAAUAUUUUGAAUAUUUAAUAUUCAAGAUUCUCCACUAUUUCUAGGUCCCUAUUUAAAUGUAAGCAAAAUUGUCAUAUUAACCAUGUUAACUGUUUGGUACAAAAGGUCAGAUUUUCAUCACGCCUAAUCUCUUCUACUGAAGCAUGUGUUCAGACGACACUCUGAUGGAUUUGAUUUAAAAUGGAUCAUGAGGUUUUGCACAAACUUGUGUAGACCAUGCCAGCUCAAGUGCGCACUGUCAUUAAAGCAAAAAAGAGGACUUACCAAAUACUAAGAAACUCUGAAAUUCAUGUAAAUUCUAAUUUUCACUCAAGUUGUUGUCAAUAAUAUAAUCUGUAAUGAAAAUCGUUGUAUUAAAUUAGAAAAGAAGGUAAAAGAGAAGCAUUUUCUCAUGUUCUCUCAGACUUUUGGACCCCACUGUAUAUACUUUUUCCAUAAGGGCUGUUCAUCCUAUUAAUCCAUUUUGGUCAAAUUGCUUUGAAUUUGUUUUGGUUUUUUUGAUCUAUAACUUUGCUUUCUUGUUAUGGUAAUCCUGACACAGGCUAA